Molecule: messenger RNA, 903 nt
Organism: Durusdinium trenchii
Lineage: Eukaryota; Dinophyceae; Suessiales; Symbiodiniaceae
Source: the annotation of a GenBank genome assembly
AUGUGGGAGCGAGUGCUGGAAUAUGACCGGAAGAACUACUUGGUGGGAACUCAUUUCUUUGUCUCCUAUGAUCAACAAGAGGUGAAGGAGACCAUGGGCAGAUUGCAGAACGGCCUGGUGAACGGACAUGCCUACUCCUUCCUCCAUGCAGUGGAAGUGGAUGGUGUGCGACUGGUGUGCUGCAGGAACCCCUGGGGCAACGGUCACGAGUGGAACGGCGCCUGGUCCGACGAGAGUGAAGAGUGGGAGGCCUUCCCGGAGAUUGCGAAGGCCGUUGGCUACGAGGAUCAAAAUGAUGGUGCAUUUUGGAUGGAAUUCGAUGAUUUCUGCAACAUCUUCGACUGUAUCCAAGUAUGUCACAGGACCAUGCCGGCCCAGAGGGAUGGUUUUCAUGCUGGGGAGGAGGUGGAGACCAAAAAAGUGACGAAGGUGAUCCAGCCGAAAGUGGAGGAACCAGACUACGACUCGCUCGAAGAGUGCUACAUUGUGGUGGCUGGCGGAUCGGUGAAGGGAGUCUUCCUGGAUUUGGAGAAGGCGAAGGCCGAACUGAGCAAGCUCCCUGACCUGCGGAUGUUCAAGGAGUCAGCGCAACCCUACCGUUUCAUCGUCGCGGCCCAGUACGGGUUGGUGCAAGAGGACCCGCACACUGUUGCCGGGCAGAACCAAGGAGCUGCAAUGAAAGCCACUUGUUGGCCGCCAUUGGGAGAGAGCCAUCUAAGGAUCGCACAGGACUACUUGUUACAACAGGCCAAGGACCGCAAAGCAGCUGCUGAGGGUGAGCAGUGCUUUCUGGCGGUGGCCUUUGGCGCAGUGCGUGGGGUCUUUGCUGAUGUGGAGCAAGCAAAAGAAGAGCUGAGACUUGGAUGGGACCGGUAUCGAUCGGCGGAUGAAACAGCUCGGUAG